AUGGACGCGGUUGAGGUCUUGCUGGAGUACACACCGGGAGUCGACCAGUUGUACAAGAAUGCCGAAGGCCAAAGUUCAACUUUACACAUUGCCGCCGAAAACUUCAAUACCGGUAUUGCCAGAAAGCUUCUUGAAGCCGGCGCAGACGUCAAUCUGAGAACCAGCCCUGGUGGACACUCUACUCUCCACCUUGGUGUCUCCAACGAAGAGUUCCUCAAGAUGCUGUUGGACUUUGAGCCGGAUAUCAAUUUGACUGAUAAUCGAGGCAAUACUGCCUUGAACUACUACUUGGCUUCUGAGGGAGCAGAACUUAGCAUUGUUCAGAUGCUAGUUCUCGAAGGGUCAGAUAUCAACAAAGCGAACAAAGACGGCAUAACACCGCUUCAUCGAGCCGCAACUCAAAAAACACCGGAUAUUGCACGGUUAUUAGUAAAGCUCGGUGCAGACGUCAACGCCAUUAGCGAGAGACUUGGAGGACCGCUGCAUGUGGCUUGUUGGUUAGGCACACCGGAGACUGUCAAGCUAUUGGUAACAGCCAAUGCCGACGUCAUGCAAAUGCAUACCAAAUCAGGUCAUCCCGCCUGUGGCGCAUGUUAUCGGGUGCUCCAAAUGGACGACUACGAAAGAGCGCAAAAGGAAGCAAACGAUAUCUUGCGAUAUCUUUUGCAUGAAAGCGGCAGAACAGUGGAUGUCAAUCGGAUCGGAGGCGAUUACGGUUGCAUCCUUGGAAUGGCUUGCUACUACGGCUCAACUGAGACUAUCGAUCUUGUUCUCUCCGCUAAGGCGGACGUCAACCUACAAGGACCCCUCGGUCGCCGUCCCGUUCACUUUGCAGCCUACAGCACCGUUGAAAAUCUCCACAGGCUCAAGGAAGCGGAAGCCAACCUUGACGUGCGUGACAAGAUGGGACGCACCAUUCUUCACUGUGCGGUACAGGGUGGAAAUGUCGACCUAGUGAAGUACGUGCUUCGAGUGACGAAGAGCCUACUUGAUGCGGCCGACGACGAUGGGUGGACUCCGCUGCACUACGCUGCAAGAGGUUGCGACGUGUUGGGCCGUGAGAGAAGGAUCGAACGCCGCGGCGAGAGAGCUGAAGAAGAGCAGUUUCAAAUGGUCCCUCUGGACAUAAUCAAAGACUAUCCGACUCCGCUGUAUUACGCCGCGAGAGAUUACGACGUAUUCGACCGUGAGAAGAGGAUAGAACGCCGCAACCAGAAUGACGAUGAAGAGCAGUUUCAAAUCGUCUCUUUCUUGGUCGAGCAGGGCUCCGACAUUACGGCAUGCAGCAGCGGCCCAAAUCGCAGGUGGACACCUGCGAUGCUGGCCCAAUUCCAUGGCGCCAGGCAAGAUACACAGGAAUUGUUGAUGCCAAGAAAUGCAAUCAACGACACCCGUCAAUCUUGGUCAGAUGGUUCUCAGAAGAUCAGGAGGGCCCAUAAAAAGGACACAACUUGCGAUUGCUGCUUUGCUUUGACUAAUAGGUUUUGGUUGCAUAGAAAAUUGAAGGUCUGA
This is a messenger RNA of Lasiodiplodia theobromae, 1512 nucleotides long. RefSeq lists its product as uncharacterized. The transcript has 2 exons. NCBI's taxonomy places the organism in Eukaryota, Fungi, Ascomycota, Dothideomycetes, Botryosphaeriales, Botryosphaeriaceae. The record is from RefSeq and is a predicted model, not a curated record. Gene Ontology annotation, molecular function: protein binding. Bases 1 to 1512 code for a protein of 503 amino acids.